UGUGUGCCCUGCGAUGGACUGGCGACCUGUCCAGGGUGUAUUCCUGCCUUUCGCCCAAUGUAUGCUGGUAUAGGCUCCAGCCCCCCUGCGACCCUGUCCAGGAUAAGCGGGUUAGGAUAAUGAAUGAAUUAAUGAGUUCCUGGCACAUACACAAAAUUUGGUCACGCCCAAAAAUGUGCCUCAGCUCCUCACAAAGGGUAUUUAACUCUAGUCAUAGCACAUGAAAAAACAGUUCAACAGGUUCAUCUGUUCAUGUAAAAAUGCAUGCAUAUGAGCAAGCAAACAAAAGUAUCAAAAUUAUGCGUCUUAUCCGUUUGCAAUUACCCAAACAGUUGUGACAGAGAUGAGGCAGUUCAAAAAGAGAGUCCAGGCAAAGGGUCGGUACACAAGCAAACAGGUUCAGCAGGGAUAAUCCAAUAAGUGUUCGAUGUCACAAGCAAAGGGUCAAAUACAAGCGGGCAAAUCAGACACGAACAGAAUCCAAAGAAUGAAGUCGAAAAACUAAAACAGGUUGAUACACAGCGGUUCAAAACUAGACAGACGGAAUCAGAAAAAUGCAGAAGUCGAACCGGGUAUCAAUCAGAAAAUAACGCUGGUAGGUAUGGGAUAGACACAUAAAAAUCUGGCAGAGAUAGGUUUAUAUAGAGAGAUAACGAGGGGAAAUAACAAUCUGCACAAUAACAAGGAAGUAAAAACGAGUGAAUGGGGAGACAGACUCCUAGAACUAGACUCCUAGAACGCUAACAACUUGGACAAAACCUGGACACUGAAAAACACAGAACCUGAAAACUAGGUAUCUAGCUUGCUAUGUGUAUGUCUAACAAUAAAGUUAAGCAGGCUAUGCUUGAAGUGUUUGUGUUUGUCAGUUUUGGUCCCACCCACUGGCCUCAGGUCUGCUGUGUUUUUGCUCUGGAGUGCUGAUGCUGUCGACUCUCUUUCCCUCCACCCAUCAGAGUGCUGCUACUACUGCCGCUAUUAAAAUUCCCCAUCUCUCUUCUUCUCUCUCCCUCUCUGGCAAAUGAGAGAAAUUAUUACUAUUGCUACUAAUCUCUCUCACUGUAUCUAUCUCUGUCCUGUGUUUGGGGCUGAUCAGUUCAUCAGGAACCAUGUUGGAGGAGCUUUUACCCCAGAUGCCCCCUCCCUUGACCCUUCUGGGGGUGGUGCUGGUGCUGUUUUUGCUCUACCUGCUUUCCUCCACGCCUGGGCCUGGAAAAGACCCACCAGGACCCAGACCCCUGCCUCUCCUCGGGAACCUGCUCCACCUGGACUUGAAACAGCUCCAUGUGUCUCUCUGUGGGAUGUAUAAGAAAUAUGGGUCUGUGUUCACUGUACACUUGGGCCCAAAGAAAGUGGUCGUCCUGGCAGGCUACAAGACAGUCAAACAGGCACUGUUCAACUACGCUGAAGAGUUUGGAGACCGGGAAAUUGCACCCAUAUUUAGAGAUGCUUUUAAAGAGCAUGGUAUGCAAUCCAGUUCAAUCUUGGACAUCUGUGUUAUUUUUGCCAACGGAAACUCCUGGAAGGAGAUGAGACGCUUCUCCCUCUCUACCCUGCGAGACUUUGGAAUGGGCAAGAGGGGGAGCGAGGAGAAGAUCAUUGAGGAAUCACGCCACCUCAUCAAGGUCUUUGAGAAUUUUAAGGGCGAGCCUUUCGACACCAUUCAGCCAGUGAAUUACUCUGUCUCCAACAUCAUCUGUGCCAUCAUGUAUGGCUUCCGCUUUGACUACGCUGACCCUGCCUUUCAAAAAAUGGUCGACAGGGCCAAUGAAAAUGUCCGGACUGUUGGUUCAUCUCAAAUACGGCUGUACAACAUGUUCCCCUGGCUGCGCUGGUGUUGUGGCCGGUGGCUGGUGAAUCGGACCCAGAUUUUGAAGAACGUCAAAAACAACAUUGAGGAGAUUAUGGGGCUGGUGCUGGGACUGAAGGACACACUGAACCCCCAGGACCUCAGGGGAUUUGUGGACGCCUUCCUAGUUCGACAGCAGGAGGAGUCAGACCAGCCGGAUUCCUACUACCACAACAACAACCUGAAAUUUACUGUCAGCAACCUUUUUGGAGCAGGGACAGAUACCACUGCUACCACCCUGAGAUGGGGCCUGCUGCUGAUGGCCAAGUACCCCCACAUACAGGCCCAGGUUCAGCAGGAGCUGAAUCAGGUCAUUGGGGACCGGGAACCCCGGGUGGAGGACCGGAGGAAACUGCCCUACACAGACGCCGUGAUCCACGAGAUCCAGAGAGUGGCUAGCAUCAUACCCAUGAGCCUCCCUCACACCACCAGCUGUGAUAUCACCUUCCAGGGAUACUUCAUCAAGAAGGGAACUAUGGUGAUCCCACUCCUGAUGUCAGUGCUGCAGGAUGAGGAAGAGUGGGAGACCCCCCACAGCUUCAACCCUGGCCACUUCCUGGAUGAGAAGGGCUGCUUCAUCAAGCGAGAUGCCUUCAUGCCCUUCUCUGCAGGGCGACGGGCCUGUCUGGGAGAGAGCCUGGCCAGGAUGGAGCUCUUCCUCUUCUUCACCUUCCUCCUGCAGAGGUUCCGCUUCACACCACCACCGGGGGUGUCUGAGGAUGAGCUGGACCUGACGCCGACCGUGGGGCUCUCCCUCACCCCUUCCCCCCACCAGCUGUGUGCUGUGAGCCGGGCCUAAACCCCACUCCAGCUGUGUGUAGUGAGCCGGGCCUAAACCCCUCUCCAGCUGAUGAGUGUGAACCACACCUUUUCUGUUCUUCACCAAACCUUUCUUGGUCAUGAGUUACAAUAAAUGUUUAUCUGGAUAUGAGUGUCUGCAAGAUUAUUAAAUAUACUGUAUGUCUCCCCUGCACAGCUGAGGGCACAUUCAUAAGGGGUAAAGUAUGUUUUAAAAUGUUGCUAAUGGGUUAGAUGCUCAAAAUAUAUGCAAUAUUACCACAUA
Conger conger (European conger) is the source of this 2909-nucleotide messenger RNA. Its product is annotated as cytochrome P450 2K1-like. Gene Ontology annotation, biological process: xenobiotic metabolic process. Bases 1107 to 2645 code for a protein of 512 amino acids. Gene Ontology annotation, molecular function: iron ion binding; oxidoreductase activity, acting on paired donors, with incorporation or reduction of molecular oxygen, reduced flavin or flavoprotein as one donor, and incorporation of one atom of oxygen; heme binding. The transcript is spliced from 10 exons. The record is from RefSeq and is a predicted model, not a curated record. Gene Ontology annotation, cellular component: cytoplasm; intracellular membrane-bounded organelle. Lineage: Eukaryota; Metazoa; Chordata; Actinopteri; Anguilliformes; Congridae.